This is a messenger RNA of Pediculus humanus corporis (human body louse), 2679 nucleotides long. RefSeq lists its product as uncharacterized. The record is from RefSeq and is a predicted model, not a curated record. The transcript is spliced from 15 exons. Lineage: Eukaryota; Metazoa; Arthropoda; Insecta; Psocodea; Pediculidae. Bases 1 to 2679 code for a protein of 892 amino acids. Gene Ontology annotation, biological process: nuclear-transcribed mRNA catabolic process, nonsense-mediated decay.
AUGGUAAUGAAAAGCAGUAAAAUUUUUUUCGAUUUGACAAACGGAAAUUUUUCAGAAUAUCCGGUAGAAAGUGGUAAAAAACUCGUCGUCGUUUCUUUCUUUGGUAAAUCACUACAAGAAAGGGAAGGUGUUAAAAAUGAUAAUUUUAAAAUAUUCACCGGCGACGAUCGCGAUUCAAAUGUACCCCUUAAAAUAGAAGGAUGUCACGACGUUAAUCAGAACAUUGUUUACCUACAUUUAAAAGGUGUUUUGGACAUUCAUCGUUUGGCAAACGUUUUGGAUGAAUUCUCAUCGAGUCUUAACGAAAAAGGGUAUUUAACAACAUGGGCAAACCUCAAACACGAUUAUGCCAGAGCUCUAUUAUUUUUAUUUUCAAUAUCUCACGUUUUAGUCGUUUGUCAUCCUGUCCCUGUUUUCGAUCUCAAUUACAUUCAUUUAUUUCGAGCACUCGAUGCUGUUAGAAUGAAAACAUUUUCGAAACUCUCAGAACUUUUAGGCGACAUAAACGGUUUACCCAAAGAAUGGUAUGAAAAUGGUAGGCCAUGCUCUCCUAGAAUGUUGUUUAAAUUCGAUUCGUGUCCGAAAGGUGUUAAAGAUAUUAAAAAAUUAGAACAUGCAUUGGAAGAUCAAAUAUAUCACAUAUUAAAAAGAUGCAAUCUUGUUUAUAACAUAAGUUCAAAUUCUCUUUUCGCUAUUCCUGUCAAUCAAGAAUUUGUUUUUAUCGAGACUCAUCAAGAGUAUCCACCGAGACAACUCAAUAAAAUGAUGAAUAACAUUAUAGAUAAUUGUCUAUCAACACAACCUAAAAUAAACGUUUUGAAAUGUUUAACUGUCGAACAUGAAAUGAAACAAGCACAAAAUUUACAUUGUUUUGAUAAAUUUCUCGGAGCUCAUAUAAAUUUAGCAUUUACAAAAGGUUUUAACGAUAACGUGUCAAGACUUGUACAAUCGCCAAGUUUUACAUUGGUACCAUCGGAAAUAUUUUUCGAAAUAGUCAAAAGAACUCACGGAUUAUUGGUUGGGAGUAAGUCGAAAGAAAAGGAUAGCGAAUGUUCCGACGACGACGAACAAUUAGACAUAUUCGAAGUUCUUCGUAACAGAUUAGAUAUAGAUGCCAAUUUUAGCGAAUCCCGUUGUUCGAAAGUAUUACCCCUGGCUGUGGCCACGUAUCAACAAAAUUCACCCUUUCAUUACACGAGAGAAUUUCACGAGAACAAGGCAAGUCUCGAAUGCUUGGCUCAAGCCAUGUCCGUUUUGGCAAUGCACGGUAGAGGAUCAAUGAUUGACAAAUACGCAGCGCAAUUAGAAAAAGAAUGCGUUAGACAUUGGCAAAAUGGAAGGCAAAUGUGUCAGGUGUUGAGUCUCACCGGACAUCCUUGCACCAACGGGAUACACAGAGGUGGUAGCCUGGAGGGUGUCGUAACACCGUCCAUAAUGGAUUCAACCGACCGAAAUCGCGAAGGGUUGGAAGUGAAAGAACAUUCGAGCGGAGUCCGUUACGUUUCGACGUGUAAUUGCGGAAGACGACAAGGACCACGACCGGAUCCUUACACUUUGAAAGCCGCCAAUUACGAAUUUUAUUCACUUUUGGCAGACGAUUGCGGUUGCGACGAAUUCGACGUCAUACGAUUUCCGGUUUUUCAACCGAGCACGAAAGAUUACAAAGCCGCGCAAUUGUUGGGACGACGAGGAGAUUGUCGAAACGAUCUCAUCAAAUCCGAAAUGGGUACUACCGGUACGCCGCAGGAACCUUUUAGUUUGGCUUACGUUUCCGGUCAAUCCGACGUCGGGAGCGACGUGACCAUCGAUCCUCGUUUGAGCAUACAACAAACGGGAAGCAAAGCAAGCGAUUUGGAAACCGUCAUUCACGUAUCGAACAAUAACAACGAGGACAAAGAUAAAAGUCUAAUAAGACAACCGUCAACAACCGAAUACCUUCCGACAAUGUUACACACAGAAUCUCCGUCCGGUUUGUUGCCACAAUUUUCGUCAUGGUCACUUGUCUGCUUGGGACCCUCGAGCCUUUAUUCUCAUAAUGUCGGAUUACAAGAUCAACCGGGGCUCAUACCCGGUAGCACGUAUUUAUUACCGUGGGAUGUCACGGUACGUCUCGAACACGAUAAAAAGGGUAUUUGUUCGGCGGAAGUAACGGAAAGUAGGAAAACGAACGUUAUGAGAGUCCGGAAGAAUAAAGCGGAUCAAUCCGAAUUCGUCGUUAAAAUAUUUGUCGGAGUCGAAUACGAAUGUCCCAGGGGACACAGGUUUAUGGCUGUCGGACCGGAUAAAAUAAUGAAAACGACAAAUUGCGGACAAUUGAAGGACACGGCGCAAAAAGUGACGUCGGUCGAUAUGCCGCUCUAUUUUCCAUGCGUUUGCCGAUCCAACAAACCUUUGAUUGCUCAACUGAUGAGAAUUCACAUGAUAACGCCGAAAGCACCCGUUCGAGUGACGUUAAAUCCAAGAGUUCAACCGUCACCCAAUUCUCCGAUUUUCGUCGCGAGUUCCGAACAACCGAUAGUACUCACACAAAGCGCUUAUUGGGUACUUCGACUUCCAUUCGUUUAUAUGGGCGAUCAAGGACCUUACCUUCCACCUCAGGAACAUUCACUUUCGCAACAAGGAAAAUUUUUAUCCGGAUGUUAUGGGAUAACCGAAAUUAGAGCAAGGGACACCGAAUAA